AUAAUAAUUUUAUGUGCUGAUAGAAAGAAGGUCGGUUUUGUGUUGUUUUGUUUUCACCUCUAAAUUACCAAAACCCAUAUCCCACCGACAAAUUCAAAUCACUAAACCAAAAUAACAAUGGAAAUUCCGGUGAACAAAAGCCAUAACAAAAAGCAAAAACACCACCACCAAUCCGCCGCCGUCACUCCCAAUCCACCCCUUUCCGAUUACUCCUUCAAACCCUCCGCCGCCGUCAAAGGCCUUCGAUUCGGCGGCCAAUUCGUCGUCAAAUCCUUCACAAUCCGCCGAGUCUGGCCUCUCGAAUUUCUCCAACUCCUUUCUCUCCCACCGCGCUACGACGACGACGACUGCAACAAACGACCUCCAUUCAAUUCCACAGCGGCCUUCCUUCCCACGAAUUUCACCAUCUUAGCGCACCACGCUUGGAACACGUUAACGCUCGGCCUUGGCACGAAGAAAUCAAAAGCGAUUCUGUUCGUGUUCGCGACAGAAGCUUUGAAGGCCGCCGCUGGUCGUGUAUGGCCGGCGGAAAUUGCAUUCGGGGAUGUAAAUCGACGGCUGAUUCGAGGAUUAAGCGGCUGCGAAAUGGCUAGGUUUAAAUUUAGAAAAGGAUGUUUAACUUUUUACAUCUACGCGGUCCGUGAAAAGGGCUGCUUCGGAUUCUCCGCCGCCGAUGAUCUGAAAACGAUUUUGCAGGCGGUUGUUUCGCUCAAUGAUUUCUUGGAUCAUACCGCCAUGCUCGCCUUGCCUAAUCAGAGAAAUAUUAGUUACAGCGGCGGCGGAAGCAGCUUUACGACGGCGCCGGUCGGCGUUGUGCAUUGAAUCUUUAAACCUCUGCUUGUUGUCUUUAUAAUCGAUCUCUGUUCUCAUCAUCAACAUCUUCUUCUUCGUUCAUUUUUUUUCUUUGAAAAAAGAAAUUUUGUUGUUUGACCUUUGAUUGAUCGUUGCAACUUUUUACUUUUCUGCUUCCGUUUGAAUCAUUAGAUUGGAUUAUUAAAUCUUAUAUCAGAAAAUUGAUCCGUUUAACAUCUUCUAGUUGUAAUUAGAUCAUCUAAUAAAGGGGAGAGUUCACGAAGCUUUUUUUCCACUUA
This is a messenger RNA of Cucumis sativus (cucumber), 1091 nucleotides long. RefSeq lists its product as uncharacterized. NCBI's taxonomy places the organism in Eukaryota, Viridiplantae, Streptophyta, Magnoliopsida, Cucurbitales, Cucurbitaceae. The transcript has a single exon. Bases 118 to 822 code for a protein of 234 amino acids. The record is from RefSeq and is a predicted model, not a curated record.